GAAUAUUGACUUCCGUCAUCCUGUUGAGAUUGGCCGUAUUCGAGUAACAGCCGAAAAUUUGAAAGAUUGGCGUUUAUAUUAUCAAUCAGCGUCGGAUGUGUUCCCACGUUUGAGUGCUUAUAAUAAUCCAAGUGUCAUAGUAAAUAAUGAAAUUAUACUAUUAACUACAUUGAAUGCUACAAAGAUUCGUAUAACACCAAAUAGUGAUGUAAAGAAUCUUCAUGUUGAAGUUUUUGCUUGUUCGUCUUUUGUCGCUGAAACAACGACAACUGGUACACCUUGUGUUUUAUCAGAAUGGUCUGCAUGGAGUCCAUGUAGUCGUACGUGUGGUAUUGGUUUUAAAACACGCACUCGUAAUGGAAGCUCAUCAAAGAGUUGUACUGAAGCACAAUUAAUCGAACAUCAAUCUUGUAGUGAUCGUCGUUGUGAAUGUUUACUUGAUGAAGCAUUUUAUGUUCGUAUAUUUAACAAGAAACCAGUCGGUGAUAAAGAAAUUGGUUAUGUCGAUACGUAUUCGAAUGGUACUACUCAAGCACGAAAUAUCAUUUAUGUUAAUGAUACUGUAGAUCAAGGCACAAUGAUUCGCACACGAGAUAGCUGUCAUAUUGUUCAUUGUACAGCUGAUGGUUUGAAAUUAUCUGAUAAUCAAUGUUUAACAACAACAACAACAACAGCACCAAUAACAAACACAACUCGCUGUACAGUACAACAAUUCGAUAGUAGUCCAUUGAAAGUGAAUAAUGGUCAAUGUACAUCACGUGAUAGUUUUCCUCGAGAACGAUGCAGUGGACAAUGUGAAUCUGAUAGUAUGCGUCAAUGCACUUGCUGUUCAGUCGGAGAAACAUAUGUACAGUCAGUUGUUUUCGAUUGUUUUGCCAAUGGUUCACCAACGGUAACAGAACAAAAAACGGUACAAAUUCGACGUAUUAAAUCAUGCAAUUGUAAUGUGUGUUCUGGUGGAAUUAUUUCAAAGAAUUGA
Messenger RNA from Adineta steineri, 979 nucleotides. The record is from the annotation of a GenBank genome assembly. NCBI's taxonomy places the organism in Eukaryota, Metazoa, Rotifera, Eurotatoria, Adinetida, Adinetidae.